AUGGCUGAGUGGUUAGGCAAACACCACAGACUGCUCACCUCCGAUGGCUUCCACCUCCGCAGCUCACCUCCCCCUCACUCUCCUCCUAUCUCCUCCUCUCCGCGCCACCACUCGGUCACUGCUUUUCCUUAUCCGUCAACUCAGGGUCAGAGUCGAGUCUUCCUCAGAACUCGAGCCAUUAGCGCCGAUGAUUUCUUGGGUGAUUUCGGGGCUCGGGAUCCUUUCCCGGCCGAAAUAGCUAGUGGGUUUGCCGAGAAAGUGUUGGGAAAUGUUGACACCGAGCAUAAGAUCCUUAUUCCCAAUGCCACGGCUCUCUCCCCUGCCGAGCAAGAUUGCUCCCCUGAUUCUCCUUUGCAGCCUCCCAUGUCCCUCGAUGAUGCUAAGGCUCUGUUGAAGAAGGUUGUUGGCUGGAGGCUGUUGGAUGAAGAAGGUGGACUUAAACUGCGGUGUUUGUGGAAAUUGAAAGAUUUCAAAUCCGGAGUCGAACUCGUCAAUCGGAUCUAUAAGGUUACGGAGGCCACCGGUCAUUUUCCAAGUAUCCACUUGGAAGAACCGAAUCAAGUCCGAGCUGAGCUAUGGACUUCGUCGAUCGGUAAACUUUCCGACUUACUGUUUUUCCUUUAGCUGCCUACGAAAAUCAUCCCCCUUCCAUGAAUUGCUUUGCAUUGCCCUUUGCUCACCGUUGGCUUGAGCUUGAACGAUUUCAUCGUGGCUUCCAAGAUCGAUGCGAUAAAAACAUCGGAUCUCGCUCCCCGUAAACGAGUUUGGGCAUAGAUCGAAGCACGCCGGUUUUCGGAAAUAUCGGAGCACGUGUGAUGAAAGUGAAACCAUGGAAAGUCGUAGGACUCAAGAAAUUCCAAUGCGGUUGAUGAGAAACGA
Messenger RNA from Hibiscus syriacus, 879 nucleotides. Its product is annotated as probable pterin-4-alpha-carbinolamine dehydratase, chloroplastic. Gene Ontology annotation, biological process: tetrahydrobiopterin biosynthetic process. Bases 1 to 624 code for a protein of 207 amino acids. The transcript has 3 exons. Lineage: Eukaryota; Viridiplantae; Streptophyta; Magnoliopsida; Malvales; Malvaceae. Gene Ontology annotation, cellular component: plastid. The record is from RefSeq and is a predicted model, not a curated record. Gene Ontology annotation, molecular function: 4-alpha-hydroxytetrahydrobiopterin dehydratase activity.